Molecule: messenger RNA, 636 nt
Organism: Ilex paraguariensis (yerba mate)
Lineage: Eukaryota; Viridiplantae; Streptophyta; Magnoliopsida; Aquifoliales; Aquifoliaceae
Source: the annotation of a GenBank genome assembly
AUGUAUGGUACACAGAUAUCCCAUAGCUGCCCGAUAAAGUACGUGCUGACCGAAGAAGGAUGGCUGAACGUGACCCACGGCGACGGAGAAGAGUUCUGUAAAGCAGGAUGCGCAGAUCACACCAGGACAGUGCUUACUUGCAUUCAUCUUGUGAAACGUGACUACUGGUUUGCUAACAAAGCCACUGUUAAGGAGCUCUAUGAGACAAUCAACAGAGGAUGCAACACAUCUAUAGCUCAUCGCCCUACGCUCUGGGUUUUCGAGCUGUUCAAGGGUCACCAUAUGACGGGUUGGGGCUGGCCAUGGCCUGAUCAACCACGAGCCAAAUGGCGAGGCAUGCGGGUUCAAUGGAGUAAGUUUAUACCAUACCAGUGGGUACCAGAAGAGAUCGGCCUCCAUUAUAUCAGCAAUGUCGGCCUUGGCUUUCGUAGCUCUCUUAUACAUGUGAUUCUCUUCUUCACUUCCCACCAAAUAAAGUACAGAAAGUGGGACAAGAAAAUGGGUCCUUCCUUCCUACAUAUGCUAUUAGUAUUCCCCAAAACUGGUGUAAUAAGAGGAUGUAUGAGUGAGCUCAAUUUACGUUAUGAUUCCGAAUCCAAAGGACGUUAUGAUUACAAAUCCAAAGGACAUGAUUGA